CCGGUCGCAGUGAAAAGGCGGAGGCGGUGGCCUCUCCGGCUCUCACUGCCUCCCCCUCCGCACCCCCUCCCCACCUCCCGCACCCGCCAAACUUGAUGUGACCCUGGCCCGACGCGACGGCUGCCCCUCUCACCGCCCCGCCGGCCUCCCCACCCACCCCGCACCCGCGAGCGCACCGCUCACCGCGCGCCUUCCCACUCCCCGCGGGGCCGGCGCGGCGCUCGCUCUAGCGUUCCUUCCCGCCGCCCCCUCCCCCGCACCAUGAGCAACCCGAAGCCGGACAGCGAGCACGGCGGCGGCACCGGCACCGGCUCCGGCGCGGGCUCCGGCGGCGCCCUGGAGGAGGAGGUCCGGACACUGUUUGUCAGCGGCCUCCCUGUGGACAUUAAACCCAGAGAACUGUACUUGCUCUUCCGGCCGUUCAAGGGGUAUGAAGGGUCCCUGAUCAAGCUCACCGCGAGACAGCCUGUUGGUUUUGUGAUCUUUGACAGCCGGGCAGGAGCAGAAGCAGCCAAGAAUGCGUUGAACGGUAUUCGCUUCGAUCCUGAGAACCCACAGACCCUGAGGCUAGAGUUUGCCAAAGCCAACACCAAGAUGGCCAAAAGCAAGCUAAUGGCGACUCCAAAUCCUAGCAACAUGCAUCCCGCCCUAGGAGCACACUUCAUUGCACGGGACCCCUAUGACCUGAUGGGGGCUGCUCUGAUCCCUGCAUCCCCAGAGGCCUGGGCCCCCUACCCUUUGUACACCACAGAGCUGACCCCAGCCAUCUCCCAUGCGGCGUUCACCUACCCAGCUGCCACUGCCGCCGCUGCUGCCCUCCAUGCUCAGGUGCGCUGGUACCCUUCCUCUGACACCACCCAGCAAGGAUGGAAGUACCGUCAGUUCUGUUAGUUCUUCAGUAAGUGUUGGCCCCAGAGGCCCAGGACAAGUGUCCUCCUCAACUCCGGCUCCCUGCAGGGCUGGAGUUCCUCCCUCUGCCCGGGUCUUGAGAGCUUAGCCGAGCCCAGAGCUUGGUCACGGGUGCGUCAGGCUGGUUUUUCCUUCUGUCUGUGACUGCAGGCCAUCCACUUGUACAGCCCCUCACCAAAGGAAGGCCUGGCUUUGGCUCCAGUGCUGCGCCUCUGCUCAUGGCUGCCUCUCUCCCUCCCUCCAGGUCUGGUCACCGGGGAGUUGGUUCUGGGAAUCUAAUGUGGUACUGGGACAGGCGCCCUGAGCUCCCACCGCCCCCGGGUGGCCUGUACAGAGCUGCUGCUGCCCUCCAGAGACUGUGAAUCCUAAGCCUGAUUCAGUGGACUGCUUCCUGUUCCCCUCCCUCCCCUUCCUCAGCCCUGUUCUGCACCCUCAAGCCUUUCUCCAAUGCCUCCCAGGAGGAUUUAGGGACCUUCUUGCUGGGGCAUCCAGACCGAGCUCAGAGGCCUCACUGGGACCCAGCAAGGCCUGACCUCCCGCCCAAACUUGCUUCUGUAGCUCCUCCUCGAGGAAGCGAGGCGUUUAAUUUUGCAUGUUUUCUGGCAUGAAUGAAGACACUUACACUUGUGUAUAUGUGAGUGUACAGUUUGUUUUCACACUGUCACCAUAGCGACAGGUCCUGGCCCCCAGUGGUUCAUCCUGCCUGGCCCCUCCUCACCCUGCCCCUGCACCCACCCCGCUUCAGGGAGGCCCAGAGCCCUGUGGCCCCAUGCGCUUCCAGGCUCAGCUCCCACCUCCACCCAGCAGAUAGAUGGGGUUUGCUUUUUCAUUUCACACUGGGCUCCUCCUCUGUUGCUGUCUUCUUGGACCAGCCUCCUCUGCCCAUCCUGUUCACCUCUCCACAACGCACCCCGCCCGCCGCUGCUCCGCGUUUCUUCCAAACCUCGAAACCAACCAAACCGUGAAAAGUAUUUUUGUACCCUGUGUAACAAAAUAUUUAUGCAUCAUAAAGGAUUUUUCAUGUGUGUACCAUUAAUUAUUAAAGGGACCUCGUUCGCCCUGUCAGAUAAGUUUAAUGUUUAGUUUGAGGCAUGAAGAAGAAAAGGGUUUCCAUUCUUCAGCAGUAAGCCUUUGUGUCAGGCAUUUGUUUAAGAAAAUGAAAUGAAGGAAACAUUGUGCAAUGUUUUUUGUUUUGAGCAUAUCAGUGCUUUACUGUCAGCCGCAGCUGUGACCGUCUGGCCAUUUCAGAGUCGGGAGCCGAGGUGGCUGUUGUCAUUGCUGAUCCUGUGAGAAUGUGAAACUGGAUAAUAUAUGAAAUGCAAAAUAAAACAAAAUCAAGAUGA
This is a messenger RNA of Sapajus apella (tufted capuchin), 2252 nucleotides long. It is a transcript of the gene RBPMS2, whose product is annotated as RNA binding protein, mRNA processing factor 2. Gene Ontology annotation, biological process: negative regulation of smooth muscle cell differentiation. The record is from RefSeq and is a predicted model, not a curated record. NCBI's taxonomy places the organism in Eukaryota, Metazoa, Chordata, Mammalia, Primates, Cebidae. The transcript is spliced from 7 exons. Gene Ontology annotation, cellular component: cytoplasm. Gene Ontology annotation, molecular function: mRNA binding; protein homodimerization activity. Bases 262 to 891 code for a protein of 209 amino acids.